Molecule: messenger RNA, 3180 nt
Organism: Mesorhabditis spiculigera
Lineage: Eukaryota; Metazoa; Nematoda; Chromadorea; Rhabditida; Rhabditidae
Source: the annotation of a GenBank genome assembly
GGAGACGCCGUAACCCCAAGCGGGCAACUCGUCUACUCUGUAACCAGACAACCCUUGACCGGCCAUCUGGUGCUCGAUGGAGGCGCUUCUUAUGUGAGCACCUUCACCCAGUUUGACGUGGACAGUGGUCGCCUACAAUAUCUGCACACUAGCAAAUCGCCUGGACGCGACUCUUUCACGCUCAACAUCAAAAGCCCGCACGCCUCCAAGGGCCCCUACACGGUCUAUGUGGAUGUUUAUGAGCAUCAUGUGGCGAUGAACACCUCAUCCCUACAUCUCGUGGCUGGCGGUAGCGCGGUGUUGGCCCCGAAUAUCAUUGGCGUCACAUCUUCGGAUCGCGGCGACUACAUCGUCAAGGUGGUCGCCCCGCCCAGGGCUGGUUGGCUGGUGAAGGACGGGUGGACGUUGGCGAAUAUUCAGCCGAUCGAUAGUUUUGCCGGCAGUGACCUGCGAGAACGGAGAAUCGUCUAUGUUUCGGAUAAGAGCGCCAACCUGGCCAGGGAUGUUUUCCAGGUAAUGGCCUGUAUCAGCGGCGAAACUUGCACCAACCCAGAGCCGGUAGAGGUCACGAUAUCCCAGCAAAAUAAGCAAAGCCCGCUAAUCCUUCGCAACGAGGUGCUGAGGGUGAUGAGCACCAACUUUGCAGUGAUCACGAACAGCCAUUUGGGCACUGAGGACACCGACACCCCGCCCUACCAAGUAUUCUUUCUCAUCUCCAAGCCGUCGAAUGGGCAUGUCGCCAGGGUAAUUGAGCCCGACAAGGCCAUCUACAACUUUUCGCAAAAGGAGAUUGACGAUAGUGCGAUCGCGUUUUAUCGGGGAUCUAAUUCCUCCGUCGGUUCUGGAGGCUUUUCGUUUUUGAUCUCUGAUGGUGUACAUCAACUAGGUCCGGAAUGGUUUACGAUAGAGGCAUGGGAUGGUCAGAUCAACGUCGCUCUCGAGGCAAAUUCUCGAUUGCUAUGCGCCCCAGACACCAACGCGGUCAUCAGCAUCGAUUUGCUACGCGCAAACUUGCCGAAUGCCGCCGCCCCGGAAAUUGUCUUCGCAGUUCACAAAGCCCCAAGAUACGGCAAAUUGACCGUUAGCGGGGUCGAGAGUCAUCGCUUCACCCAGCACGACGUAACUACACAACAUCGACCCCCCCAAAACGAGUGGACAAGACGGGAUUCGUUUACUUUUACGAUUGGGCUCAAUGGGACGUUCAAUCAACCGAAUGGGGACGAGCAUAGAUUCCGAAUCACCUCCACCUAUGCGGCCCUCACGCCGGAUCAACUACAAAGGCUCGUCAGCACCCAAUCACUCUAUGUUUCUCGAGGCGGCUCAACGGCGCUUAAUCAAAGCCAUAUCAACGCCGGCGCAUUGACGAAGAAGGUCGCAAAAGAGGUGAUAUUGAUGGAAAUCGCCAAAGAGCCUCGACACGGUGAUGCAGCUUGGUUGGACUUGCCGAAGGGCAUUUUGACAUGGUCCGAUUUUGCUAGAGGCUGGCCUUUCAUCUAUCGACACUCGGGCGAAUCCGAUCGUGAUGAUGAGUUGGUAUUCUACAUCUACCCAGCUAGUGAAUCUACACGCAGCGCUAGCCGGCUACGAAUCCAAAUUCCGAUUCGCAUACUGCCGAUACGCGAUCAUGCGCUUGAGGUCUCGCUGUUCCCUCGCUCGAUCGCAUGUAUAUCUGGAGGUGCAGCUCCCCUGGAUCAGACGAGCUUCUUCGCUACCCACCCGUCCGUCCCACCGCAAAGCAUCAUCUACCACGUCGUGCAAAAUGGCAGAAAUGGCGCGAAGAUCCGAGUUUCUCAUCGAAAUCGCGAAAAGUUUUCGCAAGAAGAGCUAAAUCAAGGCCUAGUUUCGGUGGUGCACACGCCUGCCCCAGCAGGUUCAGCCCCCGCCGAUGUGAUUGUAUUCUCAAUUGAUGGGCUGUAUAAAACACUCAUUGUAAAGAUUCGACCUUUGGAUCUGGCGCUGGAGAACCAUACGACGAUUCACUAUCAACAGGGGAAAACUUAUGUGGUGCUCAGCCGCUCUCAUCUUGGCGCGUUUUCCAACGGGGAUCGUGCCAAAAUCUCGUACAAAAUCGUCCUUCCACCGGAAAACGGCACUUUUUAUUGGGUAGCUGGCGAGAAGGAGACGAAGGAGUUUAGUCAGGAUGAUGUCGAUAACGGCCGCGUGUUGUAUGCACAACUUAACAUGCAUUCCUACAAGGACUCUUUCGAGUUUGUCGUCGCAAACGAGGGCCGGGAUACCGUCCGGAAUCGCUCGGAAAUUGUCGUCAAAUCAAUGGUUGUUGCUCAACCUGUAAUCGUUGAGGCCAACACGACAACCCCGAUCACGAGUUCGCAGUUGAACGCUAGUGCGCUUGAGGGAGCAACUCCACGUUUUCUUGUCGCAUCCCCACCUCGUUACGGCCGCAUCACCCUCGACCUCGGCUCGUCUCAUUCCGCCCUCUUCUUCACCUACAACGACAUCACCAAGGGAAAAGUCUUGUAUCAAGCCUUUGGAAAUUCUGAUGAGGUAACGGAAAACCUGGAACUCGAGGUCCGCGCUGACAGUGUCCAACCGGCUCGCUUAAUCCUGCCGAUAACAAUUCUACCCUCGGAUGACACCGGAAACGGGCAUUCCUCUAAAGAAAAGAUGGAACCGGAUGAGCAUCUACAGGGCGAGAAGCAUGACGAGGAGGCCUUUUUGAAAAAUUUUCCACGACUUGUCAAGCCUGAUUAUCUUCUGCAUAUUUCGCUACUGGGUGUCAUCGUCUCAAUCGCGAUUAUGAUCAUGAUCUGCAGAUUUCGAGCGGCCAGCCGGAAAAAGAAGAAGCUUAAGUCUACCAAGUUGGAUGAAGCUGGCGAACAAGCUCGGUUAGCGACUCCGCGACUUUCUAUGGACAAACCGGAUCUCCUUGGAACGACCGUUUUUGCAACGAUAAAAAGCGCCGAAACGGGAAAAAUGCUUGAAGCCCACAAGCGAGAGCUAGAACAGCGAAAUGUGCGAACCCCGCUGAAGUCUUUCGAAUCGCCGAAGAUGCGCGGCUCGUUGCCGCUGAGCGCGCAGCGCCUAGCCCAGGAUAGCCCGCGCGCGCGACGGCAUGCCCCAUCUUUAGAUUAUGCAGGACUUUCCGGCGAUAGCACACCCCCAGCCAUGCCGCUCUACCAGCAACUAUCGAGACCCGCGGGCGAGACUCAGCACUGGGUA